AUGGCCAACGUCGAAGAAGAAGAGGAAAUAACAACAACAACAACAACGCUCACUACGCCCCCAAAAUGGGAGCAUAACAACAAUCGCAUGGAGGACGAUAUUACUCCAUUAACAUCAAUCGGAAAAGAGCAAAAUAAUAAUGCCCUGGAUGAGAAGGAUGAAAAUUCUUGUGUGCCAUCUCCCAUUACCUCUAGGUUUGGAGCUCAAGACGAAGCUAAUAAUGUGCCUAAAGAACACUGUCCCAUUCCGGUCUCAAGCAUCCAAGCACCUAGCACUCGACAAAACACAGAGCACAAUGAAGAUCCAACAAGAGAGGAUCUUUCCCAAUCGAGAUCUGUUCCUUCCAUUGUACCUAAACUUUCUUUAAGCAACUUAAAACAUCACACCUCUUCACCAGCGCUCAGGCCUAGCAGUGCAAACAAGAGUGUAAAUCGUUCCAUGGAAAAACAAAAUUCGGAACGCAUUCACAGAAACAUUUCACAAAGCCCUAAGAUUGACUCUUGCAAACGGCCCUCAACCAACAGAUCCAAACAAAGCGCUUCACCUGUAACACCAACCAGAAAUAAUCUUACUGUAUUUUCUCCAAAAAUUUACUAUUCCGCUAGCAGCUUGUUGUCGACCAAUAGAAGGUCUCAAUCAAGAGAACGGAUAGCAAAGCUCUUCACACCUCCAAGUUCAAAGAGUCGUUCAAGUGCAUUUUCCGACUUUACUGAUUAUGUAGAAAUUAAUAGAAAAUUGGAAUCCAUGGGUAUGAGAUUUACUGAUUCUGGAGAAAAAAAGAGCUUGGAAAACUUUGACGAAAACGCAAAGGACCAAAAAAUUUUACUCACUUCUCCAAGAUCAAUCGAGGCGUGCUUAAGAACUGGAAUAUCGCCAACCGAACUCAUUAAAAAAGAUGAAUCAGAAUUCUAUUCAAAAGGCGUACCUCCUGAUAUUGUGAAAAUGAGAUGGUCUCACUACGAAACAAGAAGAAAAGAAAAACUUCAUAUGGUUAGAGAAGAGAGACACAAAAUUGCAAUUCAGGAUUCUGAUGCUGGUGAUUGUGUGCUCAAUGGAAAUGAUGGACUCGAUGAAACAUUUGGAGUGCUUCUUGAAGAGCAAAAGAAAUAUGAACACCACUUCAAGAGCAACAAAUCCUACCUUGAACAUUUAAUCCAUUAUGAAAUUGAAUCAAAGAGAAAACAACAAGAGAAAGAGAAGAAACUUCAAGCAAGAGAGGAAAAAAUAGAAAUAGAAAAACAGAAACGACUUGAAAAACAGCAAGAAACCAUUCGGAAACGUGAUCAAAGCGAUUUGGAAAGGCAACAGGAAUUAGAAAAGCUCAGAAAUGAAAGACGAGCUAAAGAAAUAGAGCGCCAAAAAGAAGUGGAAGAACGAGAAAAUGCAAGAACACGACAGGUUGAAGAACGAUUUAGAGAACUCCAAGCGAAAACAGAUUUCAUGAAAAUGAGGAAAACAGAAAAAGUUAAGCAAGCCCUCAUGAGAGAUGAAGAAAUUCAAAAAGCCAAAGAGCAGAAUCUUCUUGAAAAACAAGAGAAUUUUGAAAAGAAGAUUAAGGAAAUUGAAAUGUUGAAAGACAAAACCUUGAGACAGACAAAGGAAAUGGCUCUGUUGAAAGAUUCUAAAAUUCGUGAAACGAAAAUGAAAAGUGAGAGAAUUGAGCAAGAACGAAUCUCCAAAGUUCUUGAAAAGAUCAAUACAAACGAAGAUCAGCUUAAAAAGUUUGAACAAGAGAAGGCGCUACUGAUGCACAAAAAGAAAAUUGAAGAGCAAAGCAAGGAGAUGCACAGAUUGGAUGUUAUUCAGAAAAACAAGGAAGAAAUGGAAAAAAAGGUUGAAAAAAUCAUUCUCAAGCAACAACAGGAAGAAUUGAUGAACUCUGAAAUGAUGGAAAAAGCUAAGAUUGAAGCGUUAAGAAAAAUGGAAGAGCAAAGGCUAAAAGAACUUGAAAAACAAGAGAGUGUGGAAAGAGCAAAGCGAAUCGAACAAUUCAAAAAACUACAAACGAUGACUCUUAUUGAGGAUAAAAAGAAAAAGGUAGAUCUUAUAGAAAAGGCAAAACAAGAAUUGCAAGAAAAAAAGCAGUUACAGCAAACUCUACUUAAAAGAAGCAGACAGCUUUUACAACGAAUUAAUCCAAAUACUGUUAAUGCUGAUGAAAUCAUAGAGACAAUCAUUUCACCACGCUCUCGUAAAUAA
Messenger RNA from Naegleria fowleri, 2199 nucleotides. RefSeq lists its product as uncharacterized. The record is from RefSeq and is a predicted model, not a curated record. The coding region runs from base 1 to 2199 and encodes 732 amino acids. The transcript has a single exon. NCBI's taxonomy places the organism in Eukaryota, Heterolobosea, Eutetramitea, Acrasida, Naegleriidae.